Molecule: messenger RNA, 984 nt
Organism: Micromonas commoda
Lineage: Eukaryota; Viridiplantae; Chlorophyta; Mamiellophyceae; Mamiellales; Mamiellaceae
Exons: 1
Coding region: 1-984 (327 amino acids)
Biological process (GO): plasma membrane phospholipid scrambling
Cellular component (GO): plasma membrane
Molecular function (GO): phospholipid scramblase activity
Source: RefSeq, a predicted model, not a curated record
AUGUCGACGGUGGGUCGCGCCGCGAUGGGUUCCUACGCGGACUACGACCCGUACGAGGCGCGCGGCAUCCCCCGCGGCAUCCCCGUCGCGUCCCCCGUGGCCGGCGGCGGAGGUGGUUACGGGGCCACGAACGCCCCGACGCCCUUCGCGGUGCAACCCCCGGUGCAGCAGAGGAUGACGGACGACCCGAGUGCGGGACUCGGGUUUCUCGGCGCCAUCGACGGGGUUUUCCUGCAGGAGAAGGUUGAGAUGUUGGAGGUCAUCACCGGCUGCGACACGCACAACGUCUACCACGUCACCCCUGUUCCGAAGGGCAUGCUCCCGGAAGGGGUCGUGCCGAAAGAGUGGAUCGACUACUUCACCAAUCAGGCGCACUCCACGCCGAUGCUCAAGGCGAGGGAGGAGGGCGAGUGCCUGGAGCGCGUCUGCUGCCCAAACUUCAGGUCUUUCACCAUGGACUUCAAGGACGGCACGGGCGCGACGUUCUUCACCCUGCACAGGCCCUUCAACUGCACGAUCGCCACACCGUGCUUCAUGUGUAACCCCCAGCGAAUGGAGUUGACGGAUGGCCACGGAGCGCACGCGGCGCACGCGUCGGAGGAGUUCCGCGCGUGCUGGUGGUGCACGCGAUCGUUCGUCGCUCACGACGAGGCGAUGAACGAGCUGUACAGGGUGCGCGCGGGCGAUUGCGCGACGAUGCGGGGCAAGUGCAACUGGUGCGCCCCGAGCUGCUGCAACGAGAGCUACGACCUCGACGUGCUCGAGCCCGCGGAGACGCGGGGAGUGGGCGCCACCGCGGCGAACGUGUGGCCGGGUUGGACGUGCGCGGGCAUCACGGACAGGAGCAACAUCCUCAUCAGGUUCCCGCCCGACGCCACGCCGCGGCAGAGGGCGGCGCUGCUGGCGACGAUGAUGCUGGUGGAGUUUAGUCACUUUGAGUGGAAAAAGGGCGAGCACGAGGGCAACCUCGCGUACGCCCUGUGA